This is a messenger RNA of Lathyrus oleraceus (garden pea), 603 nucleotides long. Its product is annotated as glycolipid transfer protein 1. The record is from RefSeq and is a predicted model, not a curated record. Gene Ontology annotation, biological process: ceramide transport; intermembrane lipid transfer. Gene Ontology annotation, cellular component: membrane; cytoplasm; cytosol. Lineage: Eukaryota; Viridiplantae; Streptophyta; Magnoliopsida; Fabales; Fabaceae. The transcript is spliced from 6 exons. Gene Ontology annotation, molecular function: ceramide 1-phosphate transfer activity; ceramide 1-phosphate binding. Bases 1 to 603 code for a protein of 200 amino acids.
AUGGAAGGAUCUCUGUUGAGUCCUGCAUUGGAAGCAUUGGAGCAUGUAAGGUCUGAAGACGGAAAAAUUCUCACAAAACCUUUCUUGGAUGUAUGCAAAACUGUAUUACCGAUUUUAGAUAAGUUCGGAGGAGCAUUUUCAUUUGUAAAAUCUGAUAUAGGUGGUAACAUCGAGAGAUUGGAGACUCAAUAUGAUUCGGACUCUUUAAAAUACAAAUUUUUACACAUCAUGAUUCAAAGAGAGGUUGAAACCAAAACAGAAAGGAUUCAAUCUAGUUGCACAAAUUCCAUACUAUGGCUAUCAAGGAGCAUGGAUUACACAGUACAAUUGUUCAAAAACUUACAAGAACAUGAGGAUUGGAGCAUGAAACAUGUUUGUAGGGAUUCAUACGAUAAAACAUUUAAAAAAUGGCAUAAUUGGCUAGCAAGUUCUACUUUCAAUGUUGGAUUGAAGCUUGUUCCAGAUAGAAAAAGUUUCAUGGAAGCUAUUGGUACAGGAGACCUAAGUUCUGACAUAGAAAAAUUUUGUGAUAGCUUCUCUUUAGUUCUUGCAGAGAAUCAUAAAGUCCUGGCUAGUGUUAAUAUGGAUAAUAGGAAAAUUUGA